AUGAUGGCGGAGAUAAUGGGCUCCUUGCCGAUGGGUGUUGCCACCAUUGUUCUGGACUUCGCAGCCACAGAAACCAUGCUGUUCCUGCGAGAGCUCAGUCAGCCAUUCAAGAGAGCUAGUGAGGGCUGCUGCUUCAACAGCACUUUCCGCUUAGAGAAUCUUCUCCAGAGAGCCCAUCAUCUCGUUGAGGUCACCCCAACUUUGGCUGACGACGCGGAGCUGGCAGAGCUCUCCUCACACUUUACCAAAGAAUCGGGGCGUUGUUUGGCCUUCAGCCGGAAAAGCACAAACUUGCUCAAUGCCUUGUCUCAACUCCGCGCGGUUGAUUGCCUCAUGAGGGUCCGCCUCAAGUGGAACAGCAUUGACACAGCUGAGAAAGUUGACAAGUACCUUGACAGCCGUCUCUGUCGAACUAAGGGCUUCUGGAACAGUGGGCCGGGAAGAGACGUUUACUCUGAAACAGAGAAAGCGACUUUGCCUGCAUUGUUCUCGGCCUGCCGCUGGCUGCUUCGUGGCCUCGUAACAGCACCAGCACCAAGAGCUAUUUGCUUCUACCACGCCUUCGUGGACACAAUGGGAGCUGAUGGCAUGGGAGCGGAUGGCCUACCCAUACAGAUUCCGCUGUUGUGCUGGGAGCCUGCCCCGAAUUAA
Durusdinium trenchii is the source of this 651-nucleotide messenger RNA. Lineage: Eukaryota; Dinophyceae; Suessiales; Symbiodiniaceae. The record is from the annotation of a GenBank genome assembly.